AAAAAAAAUAUAAAUAUAAAACAUAUAAAUAUAUAUAUAUAUAUAUAUAUAUAUAUAUAUCUAUAAAAGCUAUCUGUAGUUGAUAAGAUAUUAAGACAGUUUGACUAGUGAUAGUGGCUCCACUUCUCCCUCCCUCCUUUUAUCCUUAUCUACAUUUUAUACAUUUUAUAUAUAUAUACGUUUUCUUUAUCAAUACAUUUUAUAUUCCUCUUUUACUUUCUUUACUUUUUCUUAUUAUGUCUUCAUCUCCUCCAUUUGGCUGGCAAAAACAAUCCAAUUCAAACAAGGAUGAUUCAAAAAAGAGCAUCCAAAUGCUCAUGGAGUCAUUUCUCAAGGAACACACAGCCUACGAUGUCUUGCCAGUAAGCUACCGUCUUGUCGUUUUCGAUACAUCUUUACUUGUCAAAAGAGCUUUGGCUGCUUUGAUGCAGAAUGGCAUUGUCUCGGCUCCCCUCUGGUCAAGCAAGACCCAGAAAUUUGCCGGAAUGUUGAUGGUUGCGGAUUUUAUCAAGCUUAUCCAGUACUACUACGCCCACGCCUCUGACCCGGACACCCUGCUCGAACUCGACACUCUUCAGAUCCAAGACCUGCGUGAUCCGGGACGGCACAACGGGACUCUUGCACCCCAGCAGCUCCUCUCAAUGCAUCCCAUGGCCAGUCUUCACGAGGCAUGUCGGCUGUUGGCCGAGAGUAGGGCUCAUAGGGUAGCUCUGUUGGACAGGGAUGAGAGUGCAUGCGGGACUGAGAUGAUCGUGAGUGUGAUUACUCAGUACAGGCUGCUUAAGUUCAUUGCUGUCAAUUUCAAGCAGACGGAUGCGUUAAAACAGUCUUUAGCUGAUCUCAAGAUUGGAACAUAUGGAAGUGAUGUCGCAACAGCUACCAUUGAUACUCCUGUGAUCGACAUCAUCAAUACCUUUGCUGAAAUGAAUAUCAGUGCUAUUCCAAUUGUGGAUGAGAACGGUGUUGUGUUGAAUGUAUAUGAAACUGUGGAUGUUAUGAGUAUAGCAAAGAGUGGACUUUACAACAAAUUGAAUAUUCCUGUUGGUGAAGUUAUAUCAUCACGACCUACGGACUACAUUGGUGUUCACACCUGUACUAUGGAAUCAACCAUUCACUCAAUCUUUAAUAUGAUCCGAAAACAACGUACUUAUCGCCUGGUUAUCAUUGACGAUGAAAGCAAACUUGUUGGAAUUGUCAGUCUAUCGGAUAUACUUGGGUACCUUGUAGGAUAUAAGCAAUAA
Phycomyces blakesleeanus NRRL 1555(-) is the source of this 1241-nucleotide messenger RNA. RefSeq lists its product as hypothetical. The record is from RefSeq and is a predicted model, not a curated record. The transcript has 6 exons. NCBI's taxonomy places the organism in Eukaryota, Fungi, Mucoromycota, Mucoromycetes, Mucorales, Phycomycetaceae. The coding region runs from base 237 to 1241 and encodes 334 amino acids.